Cyphomyrmex costatus is the source of this 1141-nucleotide messenger RNA. Its product is annotated as THAP domain-containing protein 1-like. The transcript has 2 exons. The coding region runs from base 188 to 1132 and encodes 314 amino acids. The record is from RefSeq and is a predicted model, not a curated record. NCBI's taxonomy places the organism in Eukaryota, Metazoa, Arthropoda, Insecta, Hymenoptera, Formicidae.
GCAGUGUACUUGUCUACUUGCAUCAUGUCAUAAAAGUAGCGAAUAGUUACAAUAUAUAAAUAAAUUUUAUUGAUAUCAAAUUUCGAAAAGUCCGACAAGUAAUUGACAGUGCAUCGGCGUUCUCGUUGUCACGGAGAAUUAUCAUUGUUUUUUUGGUAGUUUUCUGGAUUAAAAAUUUCACACCAGGAUGCCUGGCUGCUGCGUUCCUGGUUGCACCAAUUCGAACAGAAAGGGAUUUUUAAUGAGGAAUUUUCCUUCAAAUCCUGAUCGGCAAAAACAAUGGCUCGCCAGUAUUGAUAGACCGAAUUGGACACCUACUAUGCACAGUCGUGUAUGUGAGGUGCAUUUCACCAAGGACAUGUGGGAGAAGGAUCGUUGUGAUGGUAAACGCAAACUAAGGUGUAAUGCUGUACCUGUGAUUUCUCCUAAGCGACACAAUGUAUCUGUGUCGCAAGAUAAUUCUGUGUCACAAAAGGUUUCUAUUUUGUCAGAAAAUUCCAACAAGAACAAUGUUGUAAACAUGCUUGUUGCAAGCAUGACGAAUGAAGGAGAUGUUAAAAUAAAUUAUCAGUAUCAAUUACACUCAGACAAUAUUGAACAAUUAAACGAUAAACAACCAGAAGACAUUUUAAAUAUGUUCACAAUGGUGGAAGAAGAGAUAGACUGGCAGCAACGAUGCGAGAAAUUAAAGGAACUAUUAGCAAAAAGCAAAAGUGAGUGUGAUAAACUUCGAGAUACUAUGAAAAAGCGCGAAGAGUUGUUCAAUAAGAUAAUAAGAAAGAGUUAUACGUACAAGAUGAAUUCAGAGAAGCGUUUGAAGAAAUUAAGGGAAGAAAAUCAGAGUUAUAACAAAUUAAAAAUUAAAUUAGGGGAAAUAUUUAAUGAAGAUCAGAUUAAGGCUUUUACCAAUCCAAAAAUGAGCUGCCGAGAAUGGUCUGAUGAAACAAUUAAACGAGCUAUUCAAUUAAGACAUGCAUGUGGCAGUGUUGGAUACCAACAAAUUCUAGAGCAACAUAUUCCUUUCCCUUGUGAACGAACGCUUCAAAGAAGAAUGCACAAUGUUAAAUUAGAAACAAACAAUGAACAUAUUGGAAAGGAAGAAGCAACUGACUCACUUAAUGAAGAAUUAUAAUAAGUUAUA